AUGACGGAUAACUUCGAGGAAUUAGCUGAAAUGACAUCGAAGGCCAUACCUAAAGAUCCCAAUAAAUGCAACAAUCAAAUCUUAAAGCGUAUUGAAAAAUUGGCCCUUGCUAAAGAGCAUCAAGAAAAGGUGUCUGCCUCAAUCGCAACAGCUACUGAUGGUAUUGAAGAGCUCCUAGACAAAUUACGAUUUGAAUGCAAAAAUAAGCAAUACGAAUGUGAGACUUUGGAAAAUAAAGUCAGGGAUAUUGAACACAAACAACAAAAACUUGUGACGGAGUCUUCUAAGCAGGAUGUUCAACUUAAGAAAAAGCUCUCCAAAUUAAAAGCCCAACUCGAGAUGUAUGAAAGUGUUCUAGAAGUUGGAAUUGAGGAUUUGGACAAUGGAAGGCUCAGGGAUCGGGGCGACAAAUCGAGUGGAGAUAACAAGGAGAACAAUACCGUUGAGUCCCGACAACGGUAUGCUGAAGUAAGUGCCUUUUACAACUAG
This is a messenger RNA of Rodentolepis nana, 489 nucleotides long. The record is from the annotation of a GenBank genome assembly. Lineage: Eukaryota; Metazoa; Platyhelminthes; Cestoda; Cyclophyllidea; Hymenolepididae.